Messenger RNA from Phaedon cochleariae (mustard beetle), 1266 nucleotides. The record is from the annotation of a GenBank genome assembly. NCBI's taxonomy places the organism in Eukaryota, Metazoa, Arthropoda, Insecta, Coleoptera, Chrysomelidae.
AUGAGUGGCGCUGUAUACGGUGGAGAUGAAGUUGGAGCUUUGGUUUUCGAUAUCGGCCAUAACACAGUUAGGGCUGGAUAUGCAGGUGAAGACAGUCCGAAGGUUGAUGUCCCUUCUACUAUUGGAGUUUGGUUAGAUCCUGAAGAUGAUGUUUCACAGACACAUUAUAAUAUUGGCCUGCUGGCCAUUCAUUUUUGGAAACCAGGUAGGAAUAUAGAAAUGGAACUCACAUCAUUUUUGAAAGAAGGAAUGGUUGACAACUGGGACAUGUUUGAAAACUUCUUAGAUUAUAUUUACAAUCAUGCCUUGAGGGCUAUACCAAAAGACCACCCUAUACUAUUAACUGAGCCACCAUGGAUUACAUCACCAAAACGUGAAGAAAUUACUGAACUUAUGUUUGAGAAAUAUGGAGUUCCUGCAGUGUAUCUAGCUAAAAAUGCUAGUUUAGCAGCUUUUGCUAAUGGUCGUCCUACAUGUCUGGUUGUUGAUAGUGGGGCUACACAUACAUCUGCUGUCCCUGUACAUGAUGGUUAUGUUUUGACACAAGCAGUGGUGAAAUCACCUGUUGGUGGAGAUUACUUGAGUACACAAUGUAGAACACAUCUAACAGAAAAAGGCAUAGACUUAGUGCCACCAAGUAUGGUGGCUUCAAAGGAGCUCACAAAACCUGAGGAUCCACCUAUUUGGAAACGACGCAAUGUACCAGAAAAUCUUACUGAGUCAUGGUAUAACUUCAUGAUUAAGGAAGUGAUGCAAGAUUUCCAGGCUUCUGUUCUUCAAGUGUGUGAUGUAUCAUAUGAUGAAGAGAUAGUCAAAACAAUGCCAGCAAAUCAUUAUGAAUUCCCUAAUGGUUAUCAUCGUGAUUUUGGGGUGGAGAGAUUCAAGAUACCUGAACCUCUUUUCAACCCUACCACUGGUGCAAAAGCAGGCAUACAACCUAUUUUAGGAGUGGGUUCUUUGGUGACAACCAGUGUUGGAAUGUGUGAUAUUGACAUAAGACCUGCAAUGUAUGGAAAUGUUGUAGUGACUGGAGGAAAUUCAUGUCUUCAGGGAUUCACAGAGAGGCUUAACAGAGACUUAGCUGCUAAAACUCCACCAAGCAUGCGACUCAAGAUCAUCAGUGCUCCAGGAGCGUCAGAACGCAGAUUUGGGGCUUGGACUGGUGGAUCCAUUUUAAGCUCCUUAGGGUCAUUCCAACAGCUUUGGGUGUCCAAACAAGAAUAUGAAGAAACUGGUAAAAUAAUCGUUCAGUCUAAAUGUUUAUAA